This is a messenger RNA of Eimeria maxima, 1902 nucleotides long. RefSeq lists its product as hypothetical. The transcript has a single exon. Lineage: Eukaryota; Apicomplexa; Conoidasida; Eucoccidiorida; Eimeriidae. The coding region runs from base 1 to 1902 and encodes 633 amino acids. The record is from RefSeq and is a predicted model, not a curated record.
AUGCAGCAAGCAUCUGCAUUGGCAGGGGUUGAGGAGGCGGGGGUUGGUUUCUUGCGCCCUACAGUAGAAAUAAGUGGGAAGGACACCAGGACUGCAAGGAGGAGAUCGGGAGGGACCCAGAGUGUUCUGCGAUGGAUGAUCGUGACAUUAAUUGCAUUCGCAGUAACAUUUCUUAUAAUCUCCUGUGUCCGAGGCCCCAGACCUCGUGCGGUGCAGACGUACGCAUGGAGGCGGUUGGCUGGUAGCGAAGGAGAUGAUGACAAAGAUGACUUGUGCCCUAAAGAGCUGCUUCAAGAUCAGUCCGAAGGUACUCACGCUCCACAGGGUGAACAGGAGGUGCCGACGGAGGCAGGAGGAGACGACCAACAGCAGCAGGAAGGACCAUUGGGAGGAGCAGCAAUGGGAGAGGGACGCCUGCAGGCGGGUGAUUCACUUGGAGGGGCAUCAGGGGGGGUGGGUCAACAGCAGGCGGGAGAGUCAGUGGGAGGAGCAGCAAGUGGACAGGGGCAGCAGGAGAGUGUCGAGUCAACUGGAGCACCUGCAUUAGAUGAGGAACAAGGAGCCAAGGUACAAACGACCACACUAGAUGAAGGUAAAUUAGAGGCAGUAACCCCUAAUGCAUCCGAAUCACCUGCUACGGAAGACCCCACCCCGGGACCGUCGCGUGUUUCAGGAAAGAAGAAGGCAAAGACCAAGCAUCUGGAAUCCCCUCGUCAACCAUUGCCCCACCUAGAGGAAGAGGAUGAGUAUGGGGGUCAAGCGGGCCGCAAGCGUCGCAGUUCUCGCAGAUUUUCACAAGCUUCCGGGCAGGAUGAAGAUUCUGACGGUGAUGACGAAGACGACACGCCAACUUAUCGCUGGCCCAGGGGUGUGUUGUAUGACACCCGUCCUGAGAAUUUCCCCCCACCUCCAAAGCGGCGGAAGGUUACGACGGUCAGCAAGCCAGAGGUGAAACCCAAGCCCGAGGACACCCGUCAGCACCAAACGAAGCAGAAGGGGCCCAAACACCAGCGCAUCAAACUCAAAACGCUAGUAUCUAUUCUUGAGGAAUCUAUGGGGUUGGCAGAGGAUGUAUCAUCGAGUGGUGGCGAGGAGAACGUGGCAUCAGCCUGCUGGCUUCUGAAUGAAGUAGUCCAGGCGCUGUCCGUGCAAGUCGCUGUCGCACGCGAAGGCGCACAAGAUGAGCCUCAAGAGGAAGAGCUUCAGGAGCUUUGUGGUCUGGCAGAAGCCGCAAGGCUUGUAGCAGAGGAAUGGAUUUCGAGUCAUGGCGGAACAGUGACAGAGGCCCGUGUUGUUAAGGAGGGUCGUCGUCACGAAGAAGAGAGAAGCCAAGUUGCCGUACGAUUGCUGGUGCUGACCCUGGCUGCUGAACAGAUUCGGAAGCAAUCCAGUGCACUCAGAGCAAGAUUAUCUGAUCAAAACGUUGCCGAAGUCAAUAGAGUUGUAACAAUGGCGAAGCCGUUAGUUGCGAGUACAGAGUCUAUGCUUAAAAGCCUCCGCUUAGAAAAGCAGCAUGCUGCUGCUCAGAUGGUCUGUAAACUAUUGGGUGAAUUAAAACGAUCCAAAGGCGAAGCUGAAGCUGUGCUAUUGUCCCAUAAGCUUGCGGCCGCAGUUCCUCUUGUGCUGCUUGGCACAGAAGAGGCCGUCCAGGACCUAAUGGAUAGCCUGGGCGUGGCAACAACUAGAGUUGAAGCGUUGCUAGCGCGGUUAGAAGCCGGCGCAGAUUCAAACGUACAGAGGGAAGCACAGGAAGAAGUACAGGCCUGCAGAAGCCUCCUCUUCGAGGUUAAUCAAGCAUUACAGAGCGGAGGUUGGCAAACGCAACGUCUCACCGAUCCUGCUUUCAUAUUGCAGGAUAAGGUUGACUUACUGGAGGCGGUGUUGGAGAGCGCCAAAUUAUAA